Messenger RNA from Anthostomella pinea, 1053 nucleotides. NCBI's taxonomy places the organism in Eukaryota, Fungi, Ascomycota, Sordariomycetes, Xylariales, Xylariaceae. The record is from the annotation of a GenBank genome assembly.
AUGUCGACCUGUUCAGCACGACUCUGCAACUACCACUUCUUGUUGACUGGUUACCGAGGCCAACCUCGCCCAGCACGGAGCCUAUGGAGCAUAGAUGACAACCCCGACAAGAUAUUUCGCAACUGGGGAGAGCCAGGUACCGGAACAGAAGCGCUCGCCCGGUACCCGACAGACUUCCUCCGGGACGUCAUACCCAUCCCAUGCCAUUCGCACAAUGACUACUGGCGCAACAUCCCGCUCUAUUCAGCGGUUCACGCAGGAUGCAUCGGAGUCGAGGCAGACGUAUGGUACUUCGACGACCAGGACAAGUCGGAGCUGUACGUUGGUCACGACGCCGCAUCGCUAACCCCGGCCCGCACUUUUCAGUCUCUGUGUGUGACUCCGCUGGUGGAAUUGCUCAACCGAUCCAACCCCCAGACACGCUUCGACAACGGCACGGGUCGUGGCAUCUUCGACCGUGAUCCCUAUCAGACCCUCCAUCUCCUGGUAGACCUGAAGACGGACGGCGCCACGACUUGGCAGCAUGUCGUUGCGCAGCUGGAACCCCUGAGGGCCAGGGGCUGGCUGACCCAUGUCGAGGACGGCGUCGUCCACAAGCGACAGGUUACGGUCAUGGGGACCGGCAACACUCCCUUCGAUGCAAUAGUUCAGAACUCGACGUAUAGGGACGUAUACUUCGAUGCGCCGCUCGGAGAGUUGCGGGAGGAUCCCGACGUCCCCCAUCCGAUGCAGACCAUGCCCAUAAGGACAAUCGACUACAACGAAACCAAUUCGGUAUACGCAAGCAUGGGCUUCGGGAGGGCCGUGGGCUCGGUCUGGACGGGUCUCAGCGACGACCAGCUUCGGACGAUCCGCCGCCAGAUAUUGAGCGCUCACAGCAGGGGGCUGAAGGCCAGAUAUUGGGACACUCCCGCGUGGCCGAUCAGCUUCAGGAAUAGCAUAUGGCGUACGUUGAUGGAGGAGGGUGCAGACAUUUUGAAUGUAGAUGAUCUGAGAAGCGCGGCGAAUCUGCAAAUGGCUAGAAAGAGCAGUUCACACGGCUUCUCCGAGUAG